Aspergillus calidoustus is the source of this 657-nucleotide messenger RNA. The record is from the annotation of a GenBank genome assembly. NCBI's taxonomy places the organism in Eukaryota, Fungi, Ascomycota, Eurotiomycetes, Eurotiales, Aspergillaceae.
AUGUCUCACCCACGAACCGCCUGCUCCACCACCAGCACCAACCUCUGCGCCAAAUGCGCCCCGCUCUACACCCACCUGCACGGACACAUCCCCGCCGACCGACUCAACUGUCCCUCCCUAACCACCUACCCCAUCCACCUAAAAAUCCGCAUCCGCCCCGCCACAAAUGCCGCCGAAGUCCAGGAGAUCCACAACAUCUGCCGCGACAUCGCACGCGUCAUGACACCCCAAGUGCAGAACAUGUUCGGGCUCGCGCCGGGGACGCCCGUGCCCAUGGCCGGGCGGAAGGAGUUCCGCCGCGAGUACACAGACCUGUUCAUCCUGGUCGAUCUGCCGUGGGAGGUGGAUGUGUCUGACUGGAAUGUCAUUGACGAGAUCCUGGGCGUUGCCGGGUUGAUUCCGCUGCUGGCGGCGGGUCAGGAGGAGUGGCAGGUUUGCAGCCCGGAGAGCGAGGAGUGCGCGCAGCACUUUCGGUUGGGGUUUUGGAUUGAUCAUCUUAGGGAGAGUCGGAGGGCCGCGGAGCGGCGGCGGCGGAGGGAACAGCAGCCGCAGCAGGCGCAGCAGGUGGUACUGCCUGCUUUUCAGUUCCAAGGAGGCGUUCCCAUGGGGUUUAUGCUGUUUCCUGUGCCCUUUGUUAGGGGUCCUAAUCCGAGAUGA